This is a messenger RNA of Vombatus ursinus (common wombat), 1698 nucleotides long. Its product is annotated as protein regulator of cytokinesis 1-like. Lineage: Eukaryota; Metazoa; Chordata; Mammalia; Diprotodontia; Vombatidae. Gene Ontology annotation, cellular component: mitotic spindle midzone; spindle; cytoplasm. The record is from RefSeq and is a predicted model, not a curated record. Gene Ontology annotation, molecular function: microtubule binding. Bases 28 to 1698 code for a protein of 556 amino acids. The transcript has 12 exons. Gene Ontology annotation, biological process: microtubule cytoskeleton organization; mitotic spindle midzone assembly.
UUCAGUGAGGUGCUGGCUGUGGAAUCAAUGGCCUAUCUCUACAAAGCCCUGAGCUUCCUUCAGGAUCUCUUUGAGUCAGUGGGGAUCCCAGAAGACCAGAGGCUAGAGAGGACGGAAGUGGUGAAAAGCCUUUUGGACAUGAUAAUUGCAGAGGAAGAGAAUAAGAAAAUGAGGCUUCUGGAGAGCAUAGCAUUACAUCGAAAACAACUAGACAGUCUGUGCUUUGAAUUAAAUGUGGAACAUUUUCAAGAGGAAGAGGGCAUCACCAUGCUGCAGCUGGAGAAGGACUUAGGCAUCCAACUGGAAGUCAGAUUAAAGCAGAAGGAGGAUAGGAAGCGUGAGCUGAAAAGGCUUCAAGAGCAAGACCAGGCCUUCUGUGAGCUCCUCCACACCACUCCCUACAGCAUGGACAGGGCCUCGGUGCCCAGCUUGGAGGAGCUGGACCAGUUCAGAUGCUACUUGGCGAGGCUGGCUGAAACAAAGGCAUGCAGACAGGAGGAAUUUAUCAGCGCAAAGAAGCAGAUCCUACUCCUUGUGGAAGAGUUAGAUUACACCCCAGACACGAGUGUUGAAAAGGAUGUUUUAUGUGAAGAUGAAGAUACUUCUGAUCUGUCAUUGGAAAAACUUGCAGCUCUGCACGACCUGCUACAUCAGUUAGAGGUGCUGAGAGCUGAGAAUGAGAUUGUGUGCGAAGAUCUACACUCUCAAAUCCAAAAGCUCUGGGACGAGUUACAAGUUCCUUAUGAGGAGAGAGAAGCCCUGGCUACAUUCAUGACUGGGUCAAUACCCAAGAGGAGAAAAGCGCUUCAGUCAGAAGCAGAUCGGCUGGAAGAGCUGAAGAUUCAGAACCUGAAAAAAGUGAUUGAAGCUGUCAGAGAGGAGCUGGCUCUGUAUUGGGAAAAGUGCUUCUACAGCCAGGAGCAGAGAGAAAUCUUUGCCCCCUACUAUGAUGAAGACUACUCGGAGACUUUGCUCCAGCUCCACGAUGCUGAGGUGGUGCAGUUGAAACGUUACUAUGAGGUGCACAGAGAGCUCUUUGAAGGCAUCGAGAAGUGGGAAGAAAACUGGAAGCUCUUCUUGGAGUUUGAGAGAAGAGCUUCAGAUCCAAGUCGUUUUAUUAACCGUGGUGGAAACCUCCUGAAGGAGGAAAAACAAAGAGCCAGGCUCCAAAAAACUUUCCUUAAGCUGGAAGAGGAAUUGAAAGCACAGAUUGAACUGUGGGAACAAGAAUAUUCAAAGGCCUUUGUGGUGAAUGGACAGAAGUUCAUGGAGUAUGUGAUGGAGCAGUGGGAGAUGCAUCGUUUGGAGAAAGAGAAAGCAAAGCAGGAGAGACAUCUAAAGAAGAGCCAACAGAUAGAAGUCGAAAUGUUUUAUGGCAGUACACCUAAAAUUCCUAGCAAGAGGGAAGGCCUGGGAUCCAAAAUAACAGGCAAAGUUCUCAAGUCCUGGAAUAUUGGUUCCCUGGGGCAAAAGACGCUCAAUACCAGCCAACGGGAGCAUAACAGGACCAUUGACUUGGAUGAGACUGUUCUAAACAAUGGAUAUUCUCAGCCAUCUCUACUCCAGGGAAACUUCCAGAUUCAUUCUGUUGCCAGCACAUAUUCUGAAUUUGUGGAUGAUUCUUUUGGUAGAGGAAGGGUGAAGAAUAUAUUUAGAAAUGAAGAUGAUAUGAAAACAGAAGGUACAGAUAAAAAUUAA